AUGGACAAAGUACGAAAGCCACCACCGACUAGAACUUUGUUAAAUUUCAAUCACAAUGAAGAUUCUAUUAUUAUUAGAGCGAAUACAUCCGAUGAAACAGAAGUAGAUAAUAAAUCGAUUGAAUCUAAAACGAUUGAAGUGAAUGAAAUAUCCCUGGAUGAUCUAAGAAUACAUCAUAAUAACAAGGAUAACUACUUUGCAAUUCAACGAAGAGUGGAAGAAGCUGUUAAGAACAAAAAGAUCUUUCUAAUACGUGGCGAUAUUCCAUAUUUGGAAAAUACAUUAAAGAAAAGAGGUUGGAUAAAGAAAUACGAAUCUAGAAAAACGAGACACGUGCCUUAUGGUAAUGCAGCUAUUAUGGAUUCACCAUCGAUUGGUAAUAUUCAUCUUCCAGAUGGAUCCUUGAACGAGGAUUAUAUUAUUUUCACUGUAUUGAAACAUGUACCACCAGAUUUUAUCUGGGAUUGUCGUAAUGAUUUUGUAGAAUGGACAGGUCAUAUCAAACCUGAUACAUUGUUGAAUAGAUAUGACAAAUCAUUUAUAUAUACGUCGAAGCUCGGAAUGGCAAUAAUUUUGGGAAAUGUUCAUUGGCAUACCGAGGAUAAUGUUUCCACUGUAAAUUAUCCAAGAAGUUACAACGUUGCCCGUGACAAAGGUGCAUUUAUCGAUGAUUAUCGACAAACUGCAGCGGUGAGCCUUUUAAAAUGGUUCACCGAUCAAAUCGAGCAAGGUGUCAAUAUAUCUAAUAAAGGCUCGUCACCAAUUUCAUCGAAACAAAUCGAAUUUGCGAUAAAACGUUGUGAGAAUUUUAUUGCCAUGAAAAACGAUGAGUAUUUGGAUAUACCGGAAGUUCCUAUUUCUUCGACAGAGUGGGAUAAAUUUAUCGACGAUUAUGUUAUGGUAGUUCAUCGUGGCAAUGGAAUUAUAAAUGAAGAGUUCAACGACGAACGUUCUUUAUCUAUAUUAUACGAUUCGGCGGUGGAAAUUUUAAAGAAAGUUAAGGAAAACGAUCCUCAAUACGAAUUAAAUGGAAUGCGAAAUAUUUGGAUCUUAAAACCAAGUAAUUAUUGCUGCGGAGUUGGUAUUGCGAUGGCACAUAAAUUAAGUUACAUAAUUAAAAGAGUACAGGAUUGUGCAAAAGAUUAUUUUAUUGUACAAAAGUACAUAGAAAAACCAUUACUCGUUAAGGACACGAAGUUCGAUGUUAGACAAUGGUAUCUCGUUACUAACAGUUAUCCGCUAACUAUAUGGAUUUACAAAGAAUCGUUUUUACGUUUUAGCUCAAGGCCGUUCUCUUUUGAUAGCUAUCACGAAGCUAUACACAUUUGUAACACUGCGGUCCAGAACAAGUAUAUUAUUCCUAAGACUUCUAUUCGUUCGCAAGAUUGGGAUUGCGAAAAACUUAAUGAAUAUUUAAAAACAAUAGGGUAUACGGGAGAACCAUGGUACGAAAAAAUUUAUCCAAAAAUGUGUCAAGCUAUAAUCGCUACUAUGUUGGCAGCGCAAGAACACAUGGAUAAAAGAAGAUGCAGUUUUGAAUUGUAUGGAGCAGAUUUUGUAAUAAUGGAUGAUCUAUCGGUUUGGCUGAUAGAGAUAAAUACGAAUCCUCGUAUGCAUCCACCUGGAACUAGAAUCACUCAAAGAUUAUAUCCUAAUGUAUUGGAGAGUCUUAUAAAAGUCAUAAUGGAUUAUCCAUUCGAUCCAGACGCAGAUACAGGAGAUUUUGUGUUAGCGUAUAAACAAGUGAUCACUGAAAUACAGCCUAACACUGGAUUAUGUCUAACUGCUUUGGGUAAAGCUAUGCUAACAAAAUCCAAAAUUGUACAACAUAUGAAUUGGCAAUAUCUCUGAAUUAAUCUUUUACAAAUUCUUUUAUAUAUAUAUAUAUAUACAUAUGUGUAUAUAUAUAUAUAUACACA
This is a messenger RNA of Vespa mandarinia (Asian giant hornet), 1919 nucleotides long. RefSeq names its product tubulin glycylase 3A. Gene Ontology annotation, biological process: protein polyglycylation; cilium assembly; cilium movement. Gene Ontology annotation, molecular function: protein-glycine ligase activity, initiating. The record is from RefSeq and is a predicted model, not a curated record. Lineage: Eukaryota; Metazoa; Arthropoda; Insecta; Hymenoptera; Vespidae. Gene Ontology annotation, cellular component: microtubule cytoskeleton; axoneme.